AUGAACCUGAGGGAGGAAUGGCCUCCAGCCUCCAGGGCCCCCGGAACCAGGAAUGCUAAGAUAGCGCGGGCGGAUGACGAGCCUCUGGAAAACUUCUUCAGCAGCAGCCAGCAGCAAACUCAUGCUCCAUCCCGCCUGCCUUCCGGUCAGCCGCCUGUCACCUCACCUGAGGUCUCCUCCUCCCCGGCCUCAACUCUGUCCGACCCCGUUUCCGUCGACAGCCUGCACCCUGCGUCUCCCGAAGUCCCUCGUCACCACCAACCACCACAGGACCCUCCACCCCCCAUCCACCUCAUCUGCCAGGCCCAUCUGCUGUAUCUUGGCACCCUCCAGCCUCCACCUGCCAGCAUCAUCAACAACUCAUUCGAGAGACCUGUGAACACGAGACACAUAUCUGCCAGACCAGCAAGUCAGAGCUGCAAGACGGCCGACAGCUUCCUGCGAGCCUUGCCCCAGCCGGAAGUGGAAGCCUACGUGAGCCUCGGCUGGGCCUUGCUUCGUUUCGCCCAGAGCCAGAGUCGGCACGCAUCAGUCAGUGACGGCUGUUUGUCAACUGUCCCGUCUGCCCAAGACGCCCUGCAGCACCUCCGCCUUGCCACUUCACCUUCGAUACCACCGAUUGUUCGACUGGUCCUCGGCACGCCCACCCUCUCAACACCCGCUGCCUUCUCAGCUUUCCCAAGUCUGACUGCAACUCUUGCUGUGUCUGAGCUUGGGGCAGACCAGGCGCGCGUUGAAUACUCGUUUCGUUCCAAGGCGUAUACACACGUACCAGGCUUGAUGACGGACCAUCAGCCCGAGAUUACGGCCACUGCCGACCUCACGCCCGAGUCGCCCAAGCCCAUCAACUUGUCCUCGCCAAUGGCCGUUCCCACACUCCAGGAUCAAGCCGAUAGUCUGUCCACCAUGGGCCUGUCUCCCACCCUAGAUCGUGCCGCUCCCGCCGGCACUGCCAACGAGGCCCACGUACCACCCAGUGUUCCCAGCACAGCCCAGGAUCUCUCCAGCAGCUCGACCAAUGACGCGUUAACUCGAGAUGCUGUCGACGCCAGCCAAAGCCAGGCCGAAUAUACAGAGAACGCCGAUGAGGGAUUGGGCUUGGGACAGAGCACACAGACAGACGCAGAGCAUACUAGAAAUUCCGAUGCUUCGAACCCCAGUUCCGGCAAUGCUGAGCAAGAUGCGCCCUCCAGUGACAGUAACGCUGUGACAUCUGAAGCGGUAGACGCCAAUGCUGCGAACCGAGAUGCUUCCAUUCUUCAGCCUGACCAGGCAAGCACAUCUGGACAAGAUCCUACUCCGAGUGCGCUUGCUCCAUCACAUCCACAGCCAGCACAAGAUGCCACAGAAUCCGAUGCCACAGCCAUGCCGGCCGAGACCUCACCCCAGGACCAGAGCGCUGCAGCUACAUCUGCUUCAAACGAUGCGUCUUCUACCGGGGAGGGCAUCGAUAUCCAGGCGUUGGUCGACAAGAUCACGGCCAGUAGUGCUGCUGCAGAGCCCACCACCGAGGCCAUAAAUCCAACAACACCUGGUGGCGCCAGUGCCCAAUCAUCGUUACCACCAAAGCCGCCCGCUUCUCAGCAGCCCAGUGCCGCGGAUCUGCGUGCUGAAGAGAUCCGUCGAUUCCCGUCCAACGUGGCCCAGCCUCUUCAACAGGGCACCUCCAUGUCUUAUUCUUAUCCUGCUCCCGGAACCGUAGCCGAUGCCCCUGGUUACAAUCCUUCUCAAGUAUAUGCUGAUCCAGGUGCCUCCAUGUCCAUAACCCCUCAAUAUGGCGUUUCGCCUACCUCUGCUACCAACCCCCAAAGCAGUAGCCAACGGUGGGAUGACUUCCUGAAGGAAGAACGGAAAUACGUGUCAGAGGCCAAAUGGGAUAGGUUCCCGGAUGGCUCGCGACUGUUCAUUGGAAAUCUCUCUAGUGAGCGCGUGUCGAAGCGGGAAGUAUUUGACAUCUUUUCUCGCUACGGUCGCCUUGCUCAAAUAUCCUUGAAGCAAGCUUACGGCUUUGUGCAGUAUCACACUGUCGUUGAGGGCCAAGCCGCCAUGGAUGCUUUGCAGGGCAUCGAGAUCAGUGGCCGAAAAAUUCAUCUCGAGCUCUCCCGAGCACAGAAGAAGGAUGGCGAUAACGACAGGCGUGGGAACCGUGGCAGCAGAGGCGGCAAUGAACGCGGCCGUGACAACGAUCGCUACGACGGCCGCCGCAAGGACGGUUACCGGCCACGAUCGCCGUCGCCCGCUCGCGGAGGUCACAAUCGCCAGGACUCGUACGGUAGAGAUCGUGGUCACUGGGAGCCGCCGUCCAACUACUCCCGCCGAGGUCGAUCGCGGUCACCUGGACCCUACACAGGAGGCAAUUAUCGUCAACGCAGCCCGAGUCCUCACCGCCGAGGCCCUCCGACAUCUGAGGCAGACUUGGACAUCCCCCGUAGGUACGGAGGAGAAGUUCCCGAUGUCCAACUGCUCUUACUACAGGAGGUAAACCGGGACUUUGUCACUUGGGUUCAGGGUGCCUUUUCCCAACGGGGCCUCAAAGUUGAUGUCAUGUUCGUAAACCCUCGACUUCCCCGAGACUUAGUCAUUCAGCGGCAGGUUGUAGAGGGCGUCUUAGCUGUCUGCGAGCUAGACUUCCGCACACAAGGGCUGGCCAAGAUUCCGCUGCAGACGUACGACAGAUCUGCGGGUCGACACAACACACGAUAUGACCAGUACCAGGACCUUGACCCGCCGAUUGCAGCUGAGAUCGUACUUCGCAUCAAGUCACAGGCUCAGCAACCAUCUCCUGCCGGCUACGGCGGUGGCUCUUACCCUCCGGGCGCUUAUGCGUCCGCUCCGCAACCGCAGUAUGCACCCCAGCCGCACCAGGCCUACCCUGCGGCUGCUCCUGCGAACCUGAAUCUCGGUGGACUGGACAAUGCGACUUUGCAGAAGGUGCUCUCAGCGAUUCAGGGCGCCCCACAGGGUGGUACCUCCGCUCAUAUGGGCGCCGUAGCUCCUGGGGUCGACGUCAAUGCUGUUUUGAAUGCCCUCAGUGCUAAUGGCGCAGCUGCCGCCCCCAGUCACCAACAGCCGAUGGCAUAUCCUGGGGCAGCGGCCCCGUCCAUACCCGGUAACCCUGGAGCUGCUCCCGGCAAUCCUGCCGAUCAAGCGCAUGUUCAAAAUAUCAUGGCCCAACUGUCCAGAUAUAGGCAGUGA
This is a messenger RNA of Neoarthrinium moseri, 3195 nucleotides long. RefSeq lists its product as uncharacterized. The transcript is spliced from 7 exons. Gene Ontology annotation, molecular function: RNA binding. The record is from RefSeq and is a predicted model, not a curated record. Bases 1 to 3195 code for a protein of 1064 amino acids. Lineage: Eukaryota; Fungi; Ascomycota; Sordariomycetes; Amphisphaeriales; Apiosporaceae.